This is a messenger RNA of Dendronephthya gigantea, 1562 nucleotides long. RefSeq names its product tetraspanin-33-like. NCBI's taxonomy places the organism in Eukaryota, Metazoa, Cnidaria, Anthozoa, Malacalcyonacea, Nephtheidae. Bases 212 to 1060 code for a protein of 282 amino acids. Gene Ontology annotation, cellular component: membrane. The transcript has 8 exons. The record is from RefSeq and is a predicted model, not a curated record.
UCUCAAAUAUUUCUGUCAACAAAAAAAUCGCUUGGUUUUCCAGUGAAGAGUUGGUUAUUUUAGUCCAUUUUGGUUCCCCAAAAUGCGCUCGUGUUCAUGAAGAUACCAUAUUAAAAUUUCGCGAACAUUUUGGAGUCAAUUUUUCAAGAAGUGACAAAAAAACUUGGUGUGUUGAAAUCAUAUAAAUACAAUCUUCGUCGAAAGUCAAAAUAUGGCAGACAAAAGUCGAAUAUUGAAAUGGUCGCUGUUCGCUUUUACUGUAGUUUUUUGGACAAUUGGAGGCCUGAUGAUGGGUGUUGGCUUCUAUUCAGUGACACAAAAAAAUGAGUACACAGAGUUUACAAGUACUUCAACUGAUCCUGGUGCUCUAAUUGUUGCCGUUGGGUUUAUUAUAUUCUUUGUCUCUUUUGCUGGAACCAUUGGAGCCCUUCGUGAAAAUACAACUUUACUGAGGAUUUAUGAAGUGUUUAUUAUGAUUGUUGUCAUACUUCAAUUCAUUGGUGGAAUCCUUGGUUUUGCAUUUUGGCCUGAGGUUAAAGAAAGUCUGGAUACACAAAUAAAGAAAAUGAUCACAAAAUAUCCUUAUGAUGUGGACCUCAAGAAUGCUAUAGAUCUUGUGCAAGAGAGGUUGGAAUGUUGUGGAAGUAUGAACUAUAAUGAUUGGGAUCUCAACCGUUACUACCGUUGCUAUGUGAAUCCCCCCAAACCCAUUCAACAUUGCAGCGUGCCUUUCUCAUGUUGUCACAUAAAGGAAAAGCAAAGACUAAACUAUCAAUGUGGUUAUCAGAUGCGAUCUGCAAACGUCCAUAGAUUGAAAGCAAAGGAGACCAUAUACACUCGCGGAUGUUUAAACAUGUUGGAGAAUUACUUUAAAGAUAACCUUGUCCUUGUUGCAGCCGUCGCUAUUGCCUUCCUUGUGCCCGAGGUUGUUGGCAUAGUUCUCACGCACUUGUAUAUCAACGACAUAAAAGAUCGUAUCGAGAAAAUAUAUGAAACCGACAACUUUGGUACCCGGGCCCCAAAACCAGCUGGUCCGUCGCAGGCAACUGGAUAUUUGUAGAUCCACGUGCUUCUACUUGUUGGUGACACAGCGCCUGACUAUACCAGUCAUCUUAGAAACUUCAGUGUGCACUAUUAUAUAAUUUUGUCUUAGCUUUCAUUUUUCUAUUUGAAUUAUAGAUAGAUACAGGCAGUGAAUUGCAGUAUGUUACCCGGUAUAAGAGGAACUUACUGUUGUCUGUAGCUAAGGCUUAUACUUGUUUAAAGCUGAAACCGUACAGCGCAUGAUUUUUGCUUCGUGAAUCUUGAUUAGAUUGCAGUGUUUUUGUCAUUUGGAAUACGGCUUGAAGUAGCCUUGAGCAUGCUUGUUUCAACGUUCUACGAUAUCAAAUAUGUUUGGUGUAAUAUACUUUAAUCGACAUAUGUAACGUGCUUACUCAUAUCGCAAGUGUGUUUACCCGCAUGAUAAAUGUUAUGAUAUGUGCAAUUCUAUAUCGCUACUUUCGUAAUCAAGUGUAAUAUAUUCGUAUUAUCUUUUGUACUUUAUUAUACGAGGAAUAAUU